AUGAAGGCCAUAUCCGCCUUGGCGGAGGUUUCAUAUCGAAACCGAUACCAACACUUGAAGUGGGUGAGGGCCACCAGAAAUGCUCAAAAAAGGCUCGCGUGCUGGGUACUCCGAUUGCAAGAGUACAAUUCCACAAAUCAGCACGUGCCAGGGAAGGAGAACUACUUCGCUGACUUAAAAUUCUGCAUCGACCACGUUGGGCUGUUGGAAGCCAUCGGUGUCCAGAAUUGGUCAUCCAUAUUUAACAGUAAUCCGUCGAAGAGCUGGGCUGUCCUUGUCGCUGGUUCCAACAUCUGGGAAAAUUAUCGACAUCAAGCGGACGUUUGCCGCGCGUAUCAAGUCGUGCGUGAAAACAAUGUUCCACCGGAGAAUAUUAUUACCUUCGCUUAUGACGAUGUUGCAAACAAUCCC
Opisthorchis viverrini is the source of this 411-nucleotide messenger RNA. RefSeq lists its product as hypothetical. The annotation marks the transcript as partial. Gene Ontology annotation, biological process: vacuolar protein processing. Lineage: Eukaryota; Metazoa; Platyhelminthes; Trematoda; Opisthorchiida; Opisthorchiidae. Gene Ontology annotation, molecular function: cysteine-type endopeptidase activity. The record is from RefSeq and is a predicted model, not a curated record. The transcript has 3 exons.